AUGAAAAACAAGCCCACUGAAGGUUUUGUCAGUGAUCCGUUGUUACUGCCUAGGAUCAAAGAGCAUUGUAGCAAUUUUCCUGAUCAAGCGUAUUUUCGACCCGAGGAAGUGGCAUUUGAUCUGCAGAGAAAAUUUCAUGAAUAUAGCCGGAAAAAGUUCAAACCGUUUGUAUCGAUAGUGAGAGAAGGACUCAACCGUCUAAAUAUCAAGGAUAGGCCAGAUCCUGAAGAUGAAAUAAGUGUUGUGAAAGAAGUGGUGGCAAAGUCAAGUGAAUCAUCUAAAUGUGACAGGAAGAGGAAAGCCCAGAGCUCGGUUUCUUCGGCCCCGAAGGUUGAAGAUGUUUGUAUAUCUAGCGAUGAAGAAAACGAUAGGAAGUUCGAGGAGAUUAAGUCAACAAAUCGUGCUAAUAAGGCCGUAUUGAAUCUCUACAGUAGCGGGAAGAAGCCGGAAGUGGGUUCUAGCGUAAAUACUCCUACAACGGCCCCAUUGAAAAAGAAACGAUCUUCUGCCAUUGCAAAAAGCGAGCCAACUGCUACCAAUCUCUCCGGCGUUCCAAGAGGAAUUGGUAGCGUACCCAUAUUUGCAGCAACACCUCGUCCCUCUACAGUCAAAUUUGAGGAUUUAGGCGGAUGCGAUAGGCAAUUUCUGGAGGUGUGCCGUCUUGCAAUGCAUAUGAAACGACCUCAUACGUACAGUAUGUUGGGAGUGGAACCACCAAAAGGUUUCCUUGUGCAUGGACCCCCUGGUUGCGGAAAAACGUUAUUUGCACAGGCAGUAGCAGGGGAGUUUGAUAUACCAAUGAUACAACUAGCCGCCACUGAACUUGUUUCGGGAGUUUCUGGGGAUACUGAGGAGAAAAUUCGUCAGCUGUUCACCACAGCAAAACAAAGCGCUCCGUGCGUAUUGAUUUUGGAUGAUAUCGAUGCGAUUGCACCAAGGCGUGAAACAGCCACGAGAGAAAUGGAAAGAAGGAUUGUCAGUCAGCUGAGCAAUUCUCUGGAUGAACUUUUUGGGCCAACAAAACACCUAUCUGUACGCGAACAGCUUCAUAUAAGCAAUGAUGGCGAAGUGACUCUCAACGAUGACGAGUCAAAAAAUGAAACUGCUCAUGUGCUGGUGAUUGGCACCACCAGUCGACCGGACGCAGUCGAUGGUGGUCUGAGACGUGCAGGACGAUUCGACUGUGAAAUUUCGCUGGGUAUUCCUGAUGAACAAGCUCGACAGAAAAUUUUACAAACAGUAUGCAAACUGCCACUCGAUGAAGAUGUAAAUAUGAAAAUGAUUGCAAGGUUAACUCCAGGAUACGUUGGAGCAGAUCUCAACGCUUUGGUCAGAGAAGCAGCAAAAUGUGCUGUUAGUAGGAUAUUUGACACGAUUGUCAGCCGUAACUCUUCCAAGAGACAAAUGACUAAUGAGGAGGUGAAAGAGGAAUUGAAUAAAGUACUCGCCUGGCUGCAAUCUGAUGACGAUCCUGCUGUGCUGGAGAAGCUAGGUGGCUUCCAUGUCAACAUGUCUGAUUUUGUGCGAGCCCUCGAAAAUGUACAGCCGUCAGCAAAGCGAGAAGGUUUUGCUACGGUACCGGAUGUGUCUUGGCAGGAUAUUGGUGCUCUCAGCGAUAUACGGCAAGAGUUGGAGUGGAAUAUAUUGUUUCCUGUAAAGCGACCGGAGGACUUUGCUAUGUUGGGUAUCAGCGCAAAACCGCAGGGUAUACUGUUGUGUGGACCACCCGGAUGUGGAAAAACAUUGCUGGCAAAAGCAGUAGCUAACGAGACUGGCAUGAAUUUCAUUAGUGUGAAGGGUCCCGAACUCCUGAAUAUGUAUGUUGGAGAGAGCGAACGUGCUGUGCGCACUGUGUUUCAAAGAGCGCGAGACUCAUCACCAUGUGUCAUAUUCUUCGAUGAAAUAGACGCGUUGUGUCCGAAAAGAUCACAGAAUGAGUCAUCCGGUGGCGCUCGACUUGUGAAUCAACUACUCACAGAAAUGGAUGGUGUUGAGGUACGAAAGCAGGUUUUCCUCAUCGGCGCCACGAACAGACCAGACAUUGUCGAUCCAGCAAUUUUACGCCCAGGACGUUUGGACAAGAUAUUAUUUGUCGACUUCCCAUCUCCGAAUGAUCGUGCGGAUAUUCUGAGGAAGACUACCAAGAAUGGGACGCAUCCGAAGCUUAAAGACGAUGUAGACUUCGACAAACUGGCUCAUCUUCCAGAACUUGAUGGAUUUACCGGAGCCGAUCUUGCUGCUCUAGUGCACGAGGCGUCGAUUAUUGCCCUGAAGGCGCGAUUAUUCGCCAAUGAUGUCAGCAUUGACGCAGUUGGCAUGGAACACUUCCUGAAAGCUAUCCAGAAUAUCCGCCCUUCUGUCACAGACACCGAUAGAAAAAAGUACAUGAGAAUGAAGGCCGUGUAUGGAGUGAAAGGGCGCACGCAUGAGCAGGUCAGCGCAACCAGCGACUCACAAAAUAUGGAGUGUUAA
Necator americanus (New World hookworm) is the source of this 2472-nucleotide messenger RNA. RefSeq lists its product as uncharacterized. NCBI's taxonomy places the organism in Eukaryota, Metazoa, Nematoda, Chromadorea, Rhabditida, Ancylostomatidae. The transcript has 20 exons. The record is from RefSeq and is a predicted model, not a curated record. Gene Ontology annotation, molecular function: ATP hydrolysis activity; preribosome binding; ATP binding. Gene Ontology annotation, biological process: ribosome biogenesis. Gene Ontology annotation, cellular component: nucleus. Bases 1 to 2472 code for a protein of 823 amino acids.